Messenger RNA from Eupeodes corollae, 824 nucleotides. Its product is annotated as pyridoxine/pyridoxamine 5'-phosphate oxidase. Gene Ontology annotation, biological process: pyridoxal 5'-phosphate biosynthetic process; pyridoxine biosynthetic process. Bases 94 to 747 code for a protein of 217 amino acids. The transcript has 4 exons. The record is from RefSeq and is a predicted model, not a curated record. NCBI's taxonomy places the organism in Eukaryota, Metazoa, Arthropoda, Insecta, Diptera, Syrphidae. Gene Ontology annotation, molecular function: FMN binding; pyridoxamine phosphate oxidase activity.
AGUAUUCAGUUGGAUGUUGAAUUGAGAAGACGUUAACAACCAAGAGCUAUAUCUUUCCACCUUUUAAAAUUGUUACUAUUUUGUUUGAAUAAAAUGAAGCCCUUAUCUGAAAUAUCAUACAUCGACUUUGAAGCCGAAGAUCCGGUGGCAAUGUUUUCCCAUAUUAUGGAAUUAUACAAUGAACUGCCGCAUAAAAACCCGCUUCCACUUAAUAUGGCCACAGUUGAUGCAGAAUUUGGUGCUCUUAAUCGUACUGUGAACUAUCGUGGAUUGACAUCUGAUAAACAUGUUACAAUAGUCACACAAAGAGAUAGUCGAAAAUAUGCUAACAUUAUGAAGGAUUCAAGAACUACGAUCACAUUCUAUCUAGAAACACCAUUGAAUUCUGAAGGAGAUGUAUCACAGUGGCAGAUUCGUCUAUUCGGAAAAGCUAUCGAACUAAGUCCUCAAGAAAUUUCAAAUCUUUGGAAUGAAGAAACAGUUUUUGCCAAAAUUCGAAGUCGGAUUUGUGAUUGUGGAAAACCUAUUGAUUACCCAAAACUUAAAGAAGCUCAUGAUAGGUAUUUGAAAGCCUACGAAAAUGGAGAAGAUUCUUUACCUCAAACGCAAUUAUUUACCGCUUUCAAAAUCGUACCUACAAUUUGGGAUUUCUAUAAAUCUGAUCCGAAUUGUAUAGGAGAUCGAAUUCAAUAUCGAAAAAAUGAAUCUGCUGAUGGAAACUGGACUAAAAUGCAUGUAGCGGCUUAGAUUUAUGUACAUUAGUUUAAUACUUUAAUCUCUUCUUGAUAUUAUUUUAAAAAUAAACACAUACUUAAAUUCUUAUG